AUAGAUUAGUAGUAGAUGGCGGGAUAUGAAUUGUAGAAGGGCUAAAAGAAAAGCUUCACUAAGUUGGAUUUCGACGCCGGCGGUGAGGAUCCGCAAUGGCGUACUUGAGCAUGGGUGAGGCCCACAGAAGAAUAACCGAAUAUCUCAACCGUUUCUCCGACGCCGUUUCAUACCAAAACGGAGUUUCCUUCAAAUCUCUAUUCGCCCUUUCCUCCAACUCCCACUUCCUUCUCUCUCUCUCUGAUGCCCUCGCUCUCUACAACGACGCCAAUAGACUUAUCAAUCAGAACCAAAACUACUCUCACUUCUCUGAUAUCAUUCUUCCUCUUUUCCGAUCACUUCAACACUAUAAACAGGGCAAUUUCGUCGAAGCAUAUAACGCUUUUGAAAAAACCGCCAAUGCUUUUGUUCAGGAGUUUCGUAAUUGGGAAUCUGCGUGGGCUCUUGAAGCUUUGUUUGUCAUUGUUUAUGAGAUUAGGGUUCUUGCUGAAAAGGCUGACAGACAAUUGGCUUCAAAUGGAAAAUCUCCCGAGAAGUUGAAAGGUGCUGGUUCUUUACUCAUGAAAGUUUUUGGCAUCCUUGCGGGAAAAGGUGCUAAGCGUGUUGGAGCAUUGUACGUAACUUGUCAGUUAUUCAAGAUUUACUUUAAGCUUGGUACAGUUCACCUUUGCCGCAGUGUAAUAAGAAGUAUUGAAACUGCACGCAUAUUUGAUUUUGAGGAAUUCCCAAAAAGAGACAAGGUCACUUACAUGUACUAUACUGGUCGUCUCGAAGUUUUCAAUGAAAAUUUUCCUUCUGCUGAUUCUAAAUUAUCGUAUGCCUUGAAGCACUGCAAUCCACAACAUGAAGCCAAUAUAAGGAUGAUUCUUAAAUAUCUAAUUCCAGUGAAGCUUUCCAUAGGCAUAUUACCUAACCACAGGCUCUUGGAGAAGUACAAUCUACUUGAGUACGGUAAUAUUGUACAAGCACUAAAAAGGGGUGAUCCUCGGCUUCUUCGGUGUGCACUACAAGAUCACGAGGACUGGUUCUUGAGAUCAGGUGUAUAUCUUGUCCUAGAGAAGGUAGAACUUCAAGUAUACCAGAGAUUAGUCAAGAAGAUUUACAUCAUUCAAAAGCAGAAAGACCCAAGCAAAGCUCACCAGGUGAAGUUGGAGGUUAUUGUCAAAGCAUUGAAAUGGCUUGAAAUUGACAUGGAUGUGGAUGAGGUAGAGUGUAUAAUGGCGAUACUGAUAUACAAGAAUCUUGUGAAAGGUUACUUUGCCCACAAAAGCAAGGUGGCUGUAUUGAGCAAGCAAGAUCCCUUCCCCAAGUUAAAUGGAAAACCGGUCAAUUCAUAGGGAUUGGAGUGUCACUCAUUUUUCUAAAUUAGAGAGGUGGAAGAAAGUCUGGUAAUAUAGCAUGAUAAUUUUGUGAGAGGUUUCUCGGCCAUAAGUUUAUUGUAUUGAAUGUUCGGGAGUUCCCUCGAAUGUGUUCUAGUUGUUGAAAUAUCAUAGCACUGCUCCAAUUUCAAAGAAAGCUACUGUCUUGUGAAGAUAAUACUAAUUCUUACAAAUUGGAUUAUAGUUUAGUUUCCGCUUGUAGGUUUGUAUGCUUCAUAAGGGCUACCAAUAGGAGUGAAAGACAUUGACCUAGUUGCAAUAACCUGUUUUUUUAGCUCAGAUAUUUUUACUGUUGACAUUGUUAUUAUUAUUCUUGUUAGCUAUUGAGUCAUAUUAAAGUGAUUAACUAUUCAUGACCUUAUGGAAUAACAUUAUUCAUAAAUGUUUAGUUAAUUAAAUUUUUACAUUUAUGCAAAAGCAUGAAGAAGAGAUUGCAAAAG
Molecule: messenger RNA, 1819 nt
Organism: Cicer arietinum (chickpea)
Lineage: Eukaryota; Viridiplantae; Streptophyta; Magnoliopsida; Fabales; Fabaceae
Product: enhanced ethylene response protein 5
Biological process (GO): poly(A)+ mRNA export from nucleus; transcription elongation by RNA polymerase II; post-transcriptional tethering of RNA polymerase II gene DNA at nuclear periphery
Cellular component (GO): transcription export complex 2
Molecular function (GO): RNA binding; double-stranded DNA binding
Source: RefSeq, a predicted model, not a curated record